This is a messenger RNA of Capsicum annuum, 299 nucleotides long. Its product is annotated as tRNA ligase 1-like. The transcript is spliced from 3 exons. The annotation marks the transcript as partial. Gene Ontology annotation, molecular function: RNA ligase (ATP) activity. Lineage: Eukaryota; Viridiplantae; Streptophyta; Magnoliopsida; Solanales; Solanaceae. Gene Ontology annotation, biological process: tRNA splicing, via endonucleolytic cleavage and ligation. The record is from RefSeq and is a predicted model, not a curated record.
ACUUGUUUCUUAAUAAGUGGUUUUUAUGCUGGUUAUGCGGGAUAUUUAUUUUCAGGUUUCACUCAAGCAUUCCGGAUCUCUUUUUAUGUAUGCUGGGCAUGAAGGUGGAGCAUAUGCCAAGAAUAGCUUCGGGAAUAUCUAUACUGCUGUUGGUGUUUUUGUUCUUGGACGGAUGUUUCGUGAGACAUGGGGUACUCAAGCAAGCAAGAAGCAAGCAGAGUUCAAUGAGUUUCUUGAGCGCAGUCGCAUGUGCAUAUCAAUGGAGUUGGUCACAGCGGUUUUGGGGGACCACGGACAAC